AUGGAGGAAAUACAAGCCGACGUCAAUACCCUUAGGAAGAAGCUCGCCCUGGUAGACCAACCGAGCUUGACGACGCUCAAGAGCAAGGACGACAGCAGCGGCAUCAGAACCUGGGCGCAGGACGCAAUGCGGGACAUUACGAACAAGGGCAACGAGGUGAAACGGACGUGCGCUUCCACACGCAUCACCACCACUACUGGAUACGCCCAGACCAUGUCAACAUCCCACCCCAAACCAGAUUACGGCUCACAGACAGGUCUUCAACAGAGGCGCAAAGCGAACCGCACGAUUCAGAAACUUCGAGGCUUAGGAACAACGCCAGGCGCCCUGGAGAUUUCCCAGGAGAAUCGUGGUCGGAGUACUUGGCCGAGAUCGGGGUCUGCAACAGAGACUCGAGCAAUCGAUACUAUAUCGAGAAACCAGGAGCUUACAGAGCGGUACCCAGAACUGCCCCCCGAGACUUGUGUUUCCAACAAAGAGCCAGAACCGACGUCAGAGGUGCCCGCGGCUAGUCUCCAGUGCAGCAGUCUGUCCACAUCAACUUCUACGAUGGAGUUGGGCGACAUGGGGAACACGACAGCGGCAGACACCCUCCAGGAGGACAAGACCUGCAAGAGCCCGGAAUACCUUCUCAGACAGAGGCUGGAACACGGCACAGAAGCCAACAAUCAGACAAUGGACCUGGCAGUGCACGUGCCAGGCAGCUUUCCCACUCGUCUCAGCGCCGAAGACGGCAUCGCAGAUCCUUCCAGUAACGGAUAUGGUAAAGACGGCAGACGAGGAUUAUGGGAUGCUAUUAAGGAGGUCUCGAAUGCGGUGAAGGGGUGUUGCAUAUGGGUUUUGAAACUGUACUGGCGAACAGUGCAGCCUGUCUUUGAUUCAAGAUCGGAGUACUGGGAGCGGACUGGCCAGGCUAACAACUGGAGGGACUUGGCAAGAUUUGCUCUUGCGUUUCCCUUGAUAUUCAGCAUGGUGGUGCUCAUGGUGUGGAUUAUGGAGUUCACGACUAUCAUGAAGCGCUGCAUGAAUGAGUACGAGGACGAGAGAAUGGAAUGUUUGGUUGUUGGAACGUUGGCCAUGUUUCGGCGGAGCCUAACCGGAGUGUAA
Fusarium keratoplasticum is the source of this 1107-nucleotide messenger RNA. RefSeq lists its product as uncharacterized. The coding region runs from base 1 to 1107 and encodes 368 amino acids. NCBI's taxonomy places the organism in Eukaryota, Fungi, Ascomycota, Sordariomycetes, Hypocreales, Nectriaceae. The record is from RefSeq and is a predicted model, not a curated record. The transcript has a single exon.